This is a messenger RNA of Mesorhabditis belari, 2862 nucleotides long. The record is from the annotation of a GenBank genome assembly. NCBI's taxonomy places the organism in Eukaryota, Metazoa, Nematoda, Chromadorea, Rhabditida, Rhabditidae.
AUGGAGGCAAAUGAUGUGGAUUCGUUCGAUGAAGAUUCGCAGAUUGAGAAGGAGAAUCAACAACAGGAGACUCAGCCUGUACCGAGAGACGAGGACUAUGAUUCAUUUGAUGACGAUAUUCUAAUAGCUACGCCAGCAAAGCUUCCAGUUCAUAUCGAUGCGGGCUCGAAAGCACCCGAUUUCCUCGACGAGGACCCAAUUUCUCCUUCAAAUGCUUCUUCACAUUCUCUAAAAACGGAAGGAACACAAACAGAGCCUGUUGUUUGCGAGCCGCUUAAUGUCAAUGAUGACGCUGAAUUCUCCGAAACACCGACGCUAACGUCACCAAAGAUACUAGGAAAUCAUCCAACAUCUUCUCUACCAACACCAUCAGCUCUGAAAGCGUUAAACCGUUAUUUUGGCUACGAGACAUUUCGACCGUUGCAAUGGGAUAUCAUUCGAGGCUCGUUGGAUGGAAAGGAUCAAUUGGUUGUGAUGAGCACGGGUUACGGAAAAUCGGUAUGCUUUCAACUUAAGUCGUUGAUUUGCGGUGAUUUGACAAUUGUGAUUUCUCCUUUGAUCUCACUCAUGGAUGAUCAAGUCUCGAAUUUGAGAUCCAAUUCAAUUCAAGCAUCUACACUAAAUUCUCAAACAAAUGCCGCCGAAAGAGAAGAAAUUUUGGAGAAAGCACAAAAUGGAACCUUAAGGUUCUUGUAUCUGACACCGGAGUUUAUUCAAGUCAGCGAAAACAUCUUGUCGUCGCUAAAACAUCGUGUUGGCUUGAUUGCGAUUGACGAGGCACAUUGUGUGUCACAAUGGGGGCACGAUUUUCGAAGUGAUUACCGAAAGCUGGCUGAUUUACGCAACAUAUUCCCUGGAGUGCCUUUCAUGGCUGUCACUGCAACGGCGACGGCACAAGUCUGCCAGGAUAUUAUCAAGUCCCUUGACAUGAAAAGCGCGAAAACUUUCAAGACGAGUUUCAAUAGGAAGAACUUGUUCCUGUCCGUCAAUCAAAAAGGCUCUGUCAUAGAGUACGAUCUGCGUCCACUGCUCAUGGAAAGCCAAACAAUUAAAGGAAAGCAUUUUGGAGGACCAGCUGUUAUUUAUUGUUUUACGAGGGCGAUGGUCACUAAAGUAGGAGAAGCGCUUUUGAAACUCGGUGUAAACUGCGCUUGCUAUCAUGCUGGUCUGUCGGAAAAAGUUCGUCGAGAAACCCAUCAAGGGUUUAUUCGUGAUGAGGUAUCAACUGUGGUCGCGACAGUUGCUUUUGGAAUGGGAAUCGAUAAACCCGAUGUUCGAAUGGUUAUUCAUUAUGGAGCUCCAAAAGAUAUCGAGUCUUACUAUCAAGAGAUUGGACGAGCUGGUCGCGAUGGAAAGCCUUCACAAUGCAUCACUUUCUUCAAUGCUGGUGAUAUGGUCAAAAGGAGAAGUGUAAUCAGCAAAGAACCGAAGGCAGCUCAUCAUUUGAGGAUGUUGGAGGAUAUGGAAGCUUUCUUGACCACGAACGAAUGUCGGCGACAUGUUUUGCUUUGCCAUUUUGGAGAGGUCGGAAUGAACGAGAUACGACCGGAAUGUUGUGACAGUUGCGAUGCGAACAUUGCACGAAGGGAAUCGGGAAAAGCCUUGGAUGUGGAAGUUGGAAAAGAAGCCAGGAUCGUUCUGCAUACUGUGACCAAAGUGUACUAUAAUCGCAAAGGAGUGACUGGUGUGAUUGAAUUCAUUCGUGGCUCGACCUCCCAACAAAGUAUGGCUCGAGGGGCGAACGCUCCCUUCUUCGGCGCUGGUGCUGAGAGGAAUAUUGAAUGGUGGAAAGCGUUAAUUUCUCAAAUGAUCAUCUCGAAACUUCUCACCAAAGAGACGACCAGUAUGGCAAAUGGAUACGGAGGCACUAUUCUUUGUUGUACACCAGCUGGACAAUCAUGGUACGAUUUGAAACAACAAAGCCUGAAAGUUCCGGCCAACGAAAUUUUGUUAUCCUCUGGCGCUCGUGGAGCUAAACGCGCUGCUGGUGAUGCUGUGGAUAAGUACAAAAUUGGUAUCAUCAACGGAUCGAUUCAAAAAUCUGGUGAGGAAGUGAAGAUUCUCGGUUCGACUCGGAAGAACGCUUACACGUUUGCCGCGAAUGUUGGCUCGGAUGACCGGUCGUGUACGGGGAAAAAUAUCAAAGACUUACGUGUUGUACUUGAGCAACUUCGGACAGAAGAAGCGGCUCAGUUUGAUAUGCCACCAUUUCAAGUGGCAAGUAACUCGGUGCUUGAUCAACUUGUGGCAAUUCGUCCAACAAACUCUGAAGAGGUCGAUAGGAUCAAUGGAUGGCCAGUCGAGAAGAAACGACUUUUCGCCGAAAUAUUCAUGAAGACGAUUGCAACGUUUUGCGAAGAGAACAAUCUUGGAACAAAUGUGUCUGAUGCAACGAGUGUUCUAUUAUCACCAGAGCAAGAAGGUAUCGUCAAGAACUCUCUCACUCCUAGCCAAGCGGCCGCUUAUUUGAUGCAUUUAGAAAAUGCUGCUUCAUUAAAAGACGUUGCUUUUGCUCGCGGAAUCUCAGAGGCAACAGUAUGCGGUUACAUUGUUGCAGCAAUUGAUCACGGCCUUCCUGUGCAUCAAAGCGCUUUGGGACUGACAGCCAGGAGAAUGCAACUACUUGAGGCUGCAAUUAAUGAAAAUGGGAGAGAUGUUUCUCGUUUGAAGCCACUUAUGGAGAGGCUCCCACCAGAGGCUAUGGACUAUAAUGUGUUGAAGUUUCUUAUGCGCAUCCUCAUUUACGAAUUUGGAACAGAAGAGACGACUCAACCAUCAACAAGUGCCCAAAAUACCACCGGAGUUCCCGAUUGGAUGGCCAAGCUUGCCUACCAAAAAUCCGACGCAAAACGAUUUCGAAAA